Molecule: messenger RNA, 1204 nt
Organism: Pisolithus orientalis
Lineage: Eukaryota; Fungi; Basidiomycota; Agaricomycetes; Boletales; Pisolithaceae
Exons: 2
Coding region: 71-946 (291 amino acids)
Biological process (GO): signal transduction
Cellular component (GO): nucleus; cytoplasm; nucleotide-activated protein kinase complex
Molecular function (GO): protein kinase binding
Source: RefSeq, a predicted model, not a curated record
CGGAAGAGUUAAAUAGCGGAAGUGGUUGGAUGCAAACUUUGUUCGUCCCAAUUACGACGACGUUGAAGCGAUGGAUGACGGUGACUUGCACGACGUCGAACUCGUCUGGCCUCAUACCGGCCCAAACGAUGUCAUUGUCACCGGUACAUUUGACCAGGUGAGCAAACUCAUCCGUUUCCAAUAUCCCCCUCCGGCGUGCUCAAGGCCGUACUUUAUGUGCUUCCAGUGGUCGUCUUCCAUUCAUUUGGUCAAAGGCGACACUGGCUUCCAUGGCACGGUCAAGCUCCCCUGGGGUGAGAAGGUUGCCUACAAGUUUAUCGUCGACGGCUACUGGUUCUGUCGUGACGACCGGCCCAUGGAAGACGAUGGUAGCGGUCAUGUUAAUAACAUACUCUACGUUCCUCAAAAGCCCUUGUCCCUGUUGGGAGAGAACGCAUCGGCUGUGGAGGCUACCCUUCCCUCCGAACCCAAAGGAGUCGCACCUAUCGUGCCUAUGGUCGUCGUCCCGGUCAACGAUGUUGCGAGCGGGGGUCUUCCUCCCCAUGAGGUCCACCCAGCGGAACCCGGAAAUUCGGAACAACUAAACGGCCCUUCUACACAUAGCCCAGAAAUUCCACCUGCCCAAUUGGAGGCUGUAACCGAGUCUCUCGUGGGCAUGCCCAGCUCAGGCGUGUCUGGGAGCACGGAGAAUCAAAGUUCUAAACCACUCGAUGCGGUAGUUACUCCUGUCGUUUUGGAAUCUGUCGCGGAGCAACGUGUUGCACCUACCGACUCUGCACCGCAUCUGUCUGAUGAACAACAUACGUCCCUGCCUACCGCUGUCCAACAGAACUCGUCCUCUACUACUAUGGAGUCCGGCGUUACAGCCAAGAAGAAGCGACUGUCGAUGUUCCAGAGGCUGAAGCGUGUCUUCCACAAAGACAACGCCGAGCGGCGAAAAUCAUGAGCGUCCGUACUUACUGCGACAUUAUUCUCUCCUCUUCUCUUCUCAUUUUUGGCCGACCUAGUUUUCCUAGGUUGGCAUCCUAUCGACACGAUUUACACGACCUUUUAUGUCCAUACAUGCUAUUCACGCUGAAUCUAGUUUUACAUCUACUCUCAAGUUGGUUAUUGUGUAUCGCAGACGUUUCGGUCAUCCUUUCAAGUUGUACUGGAUAGAUUUCACUGUGGUUCGAAUCUCACACGAUUACGUUGAGCAUAAUAC